This is a messenger RNA of Hippoglossus stenolepis (Pacific halibut), 2303 nucleotides long. RefSeq names its product syntaxin 19 (gene stx19). Lineage: Eukaryota; Metazoa; Chordata; Actinopteri; Pleuronectiformes; Pleuronectidae. Gene Ontology annotation, biological process: synaptic vesicle fusion to presynaptic active zone membrane; exocytosis; intracellular protein transport. The transcript has 5 exons. The record is from RefSeq and is a predicted model, not a curated record. Gene Ontology annotation, cellular component: synaptic vesicle; plasma membrane; SNARE complex. Gene Ontology annotation, molecular function: SNARE binding; SNAP receptor activity. Bases 291 to 1199 code for a protein of 302 amino acids.
AGGAGGGGGAGGUGCUUUCAACGGACUCGGCCAGACUUCCUCACAACUUUCCCAGCUUGUGAGAAUCUUAACUGUCCUGAUACACAGCUGGUGGUACAACCGUUACAGAGAACUCAGACCUUUAAUGCUCAGCUGAGCAGCACCAGGUGAAUGUGGGGACAUCUGAGGAAGGCGUGACGGUAUUAAAGAAUGUGUGAGCUCGCUUUGGAUUACAUGUGGGGGAAUACUCAUCAGACAGACGUAUGAUGGAGUACGAACAGCAUUAAGCUCGGUGUCCUGGUGAGUCCACAAUGAGAGACCGCUUGGAAGAGCUGCAGCAGAGGGCUCAGGAGUUUUCUGGGGCAGCAAGUGAGAACACCAGCCCUCCCCCAGUGGAGGAUGAUAAUGACGACUCGAUGGUGGUCGAGGUCACAAUGCCACAGGCUGUGCUGUUCGAGCAGGAGCCAAUCAUCGAGGAUUUCUUGUCGGAGUCUCAGCAAAUCCGAGAUGACAUCACAACGCUGGAGACAGAGAUCCUCAAGUUCACCCAGCAGCAGAAGACCCUGGUGGCGACCAUGCGUCGUUUCAGUGUGAUGAAGAAAGAAAGCAGCAUCAUGCGAGAUAUCAAGCUCCAGGCCGAAAGGAUCCACCGGCGUUUAGAGGCCCUUUCAAAGCAAGUCCAAAGGAGUGAGGAGCAGCACGGACCGACUGCUGUUUCCACGAGAAUACAACGCUGCCAGCACUCAGCAGUGUACCGCAAAUUCCAGCAGGUAAUGCUGCAGUAUAACGAAGGUCUGCUGACAAAGCAGGAGCGCUGCAAGGACUUUAUCAUCCGGCAGCUGGAGGUUUCAGGGAGGGAUGUGGCGGAGGACGAGCUGAAUGAGAUGGUGGCCACAGGGAAGUGGGAGGUCUUCAACGAGAACCUGCUGACCGAUGUCCGGAUCACACGGGCGCAGCUAUCUGAGAUUGAACAGCGACAUAAGGAGCUGUUGAGUCUGGAGAACAAUAUGAAGGAGCUGAGGGACCUGUUCAUGGACAUUUUCAUGCUGGUGGAGGAGCAAGGGGCCUACAUCGAACACAUCCAGACCAACGUGGAGAGGACGCAGGACUACGUGGUUGUUACUAAUGAGAAGUUCAAGCUGGCCGCAAGGUAUAAGAAGAAGAACCCGAUCCGACAGCUGUGUUGCUGCUGCUGCCCUCCCUGGAGAUGCUGCCUGUAACACCUUUUUACCUCCAUGGCCAUCCCAAAAAUAUAUAUUUAUAUAUUCUUUUCAAUUUAAAAGUCUCACUUACCUGCUGGGAAUAAGCAACGCUGGAUUCAAAUACCAUUAAAGUGAAGGUUAUGGUGCUGCAGUUUUAGAACAGAGCAGCGGUGAAGACAGAUUCAGCGGAGCGUGGAAAACAAUUAGGUGGAAGGGCCAGAAUUGGUAUUUGAGGCGCUUGUUUCUUUCAACAGGAUGUGAAGCGACCGCUAUUGGAAGAGACAGUUCAGUGAGUGCUACUCACCAACACUGCUGCUUAUUGGAGACCUUCGCUGUCAACUGACAGAGGUCACAAACAAGGGGAGAUCACUGACGCUGGCACUGCAACAUCAGCAAGACGGAUAUUUUUUACCUUUUUUUCCCCUCAAUAGAGCCUCUCAUCUUUUUUGUGCCACAGAAGCUGUAGUUAAUGAGCAUGUUAUUUUUGUAUACGGUAUAAGCACUUUAUUAUAAACUAUUAUUUUUUUCAUUUCCCAGCACAAACUAUAACAUGUAAUGCAGUUGAGAACAAUAAUGCCUCACAGUAGAGGGCAAACCUCCGCCAAGGCCCCAAAAUCCCUUUAAAUUCAAUCAAGCUGCACCAAAUUUCACACUUCUAAAUUAAUUUCUCAUCAGAAUCCAUGAAUUGUUCCCAGGAAAAAUGGUGAAAUGGUUGAAAAACGCCCUUUUCUCGCCAUGUUAUAGAAAGUGAAAAUCAUGGAUCCACCCUGAUAUUAUUCAACAGAAGUCAAUGGGUUCAUGCCGGAUACACACCACAUGCUUCCACCAAGUUUCGUGGUAAUCCAUUCGAUCCUUUUGCUUAAAAUCAAACAAAUAAACCAACAAACAAACAAACCAACAAACAGGGGUGAAAACAUAACCUCCUUGGCGGAGGUAAACAUUCUGUUUCUGUUUCGCAUAUUGAUUUCUUUGUGGUCCACAUACUGACGGAGCGAGGACUUGUUUUACAAUUAGUCAUUAGUCUCAUUUGCAUUUCCAAGUCUGAUGAUUUUCAGUGAACAAAAUGAAUUAUUUAUUCAGUUUCACAGAGGUGGAAAUUCAAAUAAACUCUGAAUAACAAGC